Octodon degus (degu) is the source of this 4998-nucleotide messenger RNA. It is a transcript of the gene Usp48, whose product is annotated as ubiquitin specific peptidase 48. NCBI's taxonomy places the organism in Eukaryota, Metazoa, Chordata, Mammalia, Rodentia, Octodontidae. Gene Ontology annotation, biological process: protein deubiquitination. The record is from RefSeq and is a predicted model, not a curated record. Gene Ontology annotation, cellular component: nucleus; cytosol. Bases 83 to 3256 code for a protein of 1057 amino acids. The transcript is spliced from 27 exons. Gene Ontology annotation, molecular function: cysteine-type endopeptidase activity; protein binding; cysteine-type deubiquitinase activity.
AGCCUGCCUUGGACAACCGCUUCCACUUCCUCCGACCACGGGGUUACCAGCGCGGGAGGUGCAGGGACUGCUGGGAACGCGCAUGCGCCCUCCGAGGUGUCGGGGCCCGUGUGGGCGGCAGAGGCGGCGAGCGCGGCCCGGCUCGCGGGGCGCUCCUGGGGCCAAAGCCAUGGCCCCGCGGCUGCAGCUGGAGAAGGCGGCCUGGCGCUGGGCGGAGACCGUGCGGCCAGAGGAGGUGUCGCAGGAGCACAUCGAGACCGCCUACCGCAUCUGGCUGGAGCCCUGCAUCCGCGGCGUUUGCAGACGAAACUGCAAAGGAAACCCGAAUUGCUUGGUUGGGAUUGGUGAGCAUAUUUGGUUAGGAGAAAUAGAUGAGAAUAGUUUUCAUAACAUCGAUGAUCCUAACUGUGAGAGGAGAAAAAAGAACUCCUUUGUGGGCCUGACAAACCUUGGAGCCACAUGUUACGUCAACACAUUUCUUCAGGUGUGGUUUCUCAAUCUGGAGCUUCGGCAGGCGCUCUACCUGUGUCCAAGUACCUGCAGUGACUACAUAAGAGGAGGUGGCACCCAGGAAGAGAAAGAUUAUGAACCUCAGACUAUUUGUGAGCAUCUCCAGUACUUGUUUGCUUUGUUACAAAACAGUAACAGAAGAUAUAUUGACCCAUCAGGGUUUGUUAAAGCCCUGGGCUUAGAUACUGGGCAACAACAGGAUGCUCAGGAAUUUUCAAAGCUGUUUAUGUCUCUGCUGGAAGAUACUUUGUCCAAGCAGAAAGAUCCAGAUGUACGGAACAUUGUUCAACAGCAGUUCUGUGGUGAAUAUGCUUAUGUAACUGUAUGUAAUCAGUGUGGCAGAGAAUCUAAGCUGUUAUCAAAGUUCUAUGAACUGGAGUUAAACAUCCAAGGCCACAAACAGUUAACAGACUGUAUCUCAGAAUUUUUAAAGGAAGAAAAAUUAGAGGGAGACAAUCGAUACUUUUGUGAGAACUGUCAGAGCAAACAGAAUGCUACAAGAAAGAUCCGGCUUCUCAGCCUUCCUUGCACUCUGAACUUGCAGCUAAUGCGUUUUGUCUUUGACAGGCAAACUGGACAUAAGAAAAAGCUGAAUACCUACAUAGGCUUCUCAGAAAUUUUGGAUAUGGAGCCUUACGUGGAACAUAAAGGUGGGGCCUAUGUGUACGAGCUCAGCGCAGUCCUCAUACACAGAGGCGUGAGCGCUUACUCCGGCCACUACAUCGCCCAUGUCAAAGAUCCACAGUCCGGCGAAUGGUACAAGUUUAACGAUGAAGACAUAGAAAAGAUGGAGGGGAAGAAAUUACAACUAGGGAUUGAGGAAGAUCUAGCAGAACCCUCCAAGUCGCAGGCCCGCAGACCCAAAUGUGGUAAAGGGACUCAUUGCUCACGAAAUGCAUAUAUGUUGGUUUAUAGACUGCAAAGCCAAGAGAAGCCCAACACGACUGUGGAAGUUCCAGCCUUUCUUCAAGAGCUGGUGGAUCGGGACAAUUCCAAAUUUGAGGAGUGGUGUGUUGAAAUGGCCGAGAUGCGUAAACAGAGUGUGGACAAAGGAAAAGCCAAGCAUGAAGAGGUUAAGGAGCUGUACCAAAGGUUACCUGCUGGAGCUGAGCCCUAUGAGUUUGUCUCUCUCGAAUGGCUGCAGAAGUGGUUGGAUGAAUCGACACCUACCAAGCCUAUUGAUAAUCAUGCUUGUCUGUGUUCUCACGACAAACUUCAUCCUGAUAAAAUCUCAAUUAUGAAGAGAAUUUCUGAAUAUGCCGCGGACAUCUUCUACAGUAGAUAUGGAGGGGGUCCAAGACUAACUGUGAAGGCAUUGUGUAAGGAGUGUGUAGUAGAGCGCUGUCGUGUGCUUCGCCUGAAAAACCAGCUAAAUGAAGAUUACAAAAUGGUUAAUAAUCUACUGAAAGCAACAGGAAAGGGCAAUGAUGGAUUUUGGGUUGGAAAGUCAUCCUUGCGGAGUUGGCGCCAACUCGCCCUAGAACAACUGGAUGAGCAAGAUGGAGAUGCAGACCAAAGCAAUGGGAAGAUGAAUGGAAACACCUUCAACAAAGAUGAAUCAAAAGAGGAAAGAAAAGAAGAAGAAGAAGAAGAAUUAAAUUUUAACGAAGAUAUUCUGUGUCCACACGGGGAAUUGUGCAUCUCUGAAAACGAACGAAGGCUGGUUUCUAAAGAGGCGUGGAGCAAAUUGCAACAGUACUUCCCAAAGGCUCCUGAGUUUCCGAGUUACAGAGAGUGCUGUUCACAGUGCAAGAUUUUAGAAAGAGAAGGGGAAGAAAAUGAAGCCUUACAUAAGAUGAUCGCGAACGAGCAAAAGACUUCUCUUCCGAAUUUGUUCCAGGACAAAAACAGACCAUGUCUAAGUAACUGGCCAGAGGAUACCGAUGUCCUCUACAUCGUGUCACAGUUCUUUGUAGAAGAAUGGCGGAAAUUUGUUAGGAAACCUACAAGGUGUAGUCCUGUGUCAUCGGUUGGAAAUAGUGCCCUCCUGUGUCCCCACGGGGGGCUUAUGUUUACAUUUGCUUCUAUGACCAAAGAAGAUUCUAAACUUAUAGCUCUGAUAUGGCCCAGCGAGUGGCAGAUGAUACAAAAGCUGUUUGUUGUCGAUCAUGUAAUUAAAAUCACAAGAAUUGAAGUGGGAGAUGCAAGCCCUUCAGAAACACAGUAUAUUUCUGAACCUAAGCUCUGUCCUGACUGCAGAGAGGGCCUUCUUUGCCAGCAGCAGAGGGACUUGCGGGAGUACACUCAGGCCACCAUCUAUGUCCACAAAGUUGUAGACAAUAAAAAGGUGAUGAAGGAUUCAGCUCCAGAGCUAAAUGUGAGCAGUUCUGAAACAGAGGAGGACAAAGAAGAAGCUAAACCAGACGGAGAAAAGGAUCCAGAUUUUAAUCAAAGCAAUGGAGGAACAAAACGGCAAAAGAUAUCCCAUCAAAAUUAUAUAUCUUAUCAAAAGCAAGUCAUCCGACGAAGUAUGCGACAUAGAAAAGUUCGCGGUGAAAAAGCACUUCUUGUUUCUGCUAAUCAAACUUUAAAAGAAUUGAAAAUUCAGAUCAUGCACGCAUUCUCAGUUGCUCCCUUUGACCAGAAUUUAUCAAUUGAUGGAAAGAUUUUAAAUGAUGACUGUGCCACCCUUGGUACCCUUGGCGUCAUACCUGAAUCUGUCAUUUUAUUAAAGGCUGAUGAACCAAUUGCAGAUUAUGCUGCAAUGGAUGACGUCAUGCAAGGUACUGGUCUACUUGGACAUUAAUCUUUGAACACUUGCUGACUGCUAAGAAAUCGCCAGAGGGGAAGAGGAGCUUGACGGGUUAGGGCAUUAAGGAAAGGUGGAUUUAAGAAUUAAACCAUGACAUGACUCUUCCAAAAGGCAAAAACCCCGUUCAAACGUGACUGCCCCAAAUGCCUUAUGUCAAAUAAAGCAGAUUGCACUGAUGGACAUCAAACUUGAAGGACAUGUUUCAAAUUUUAUAUUUAAAGGGGGUAGUGGGAGCAAAGGGGGGCGAGUAAAAAUGGAACUAUUAGCCAGCAACAUUAAAUCAUGUUUACAUAUGAGAUUUAUAGUCAUGGAAGGGAAUAAAGUUCUGUUAUAUUUCCUUGCUCAAGUUUCAUACCAGACGCACUGGUCCAUAAAGGAUUUGUAUCACAGUAGAUGGGACAGCAAGCAUUCUGCUCUGAACUAAAAGUGAUUCUUUAGAGACCAUAACCUGCUUACCCAUUCCUGUCUUUGACUCAUACUCUACUUUCAAUAAAGCAUGAAAGUGAAGAACUUGCCAUCGUUGUGGAAAAGUGUCUUCCCAUCUAGACUCCUCCAAGCCAGCUGCAUCGUCCCCACCGCGUGCAUGGCGCCCAGUGCUCUGUGUUGAGCAAAGGAGGGGCACCCCAUGCCUCCCGCAGUGAGUGAGGGGUUUCGUGCCUCACUUUGCCUUCCCAGCCAUUUCACCUUGGUACACCUCAGAAAAAGAUGGAGAGUGUUUGCUACCGAUGAUUAUCAGCCUCCUCCAGUGUUGCUACUGGGAAGUAGUUUUUUACGCAUUUGAAAAUUCUGACCUCCUUACUUGGAAGAGAAUGUUGAGCAUUUGGAUAUUUUCUUCUCGUUUUCCAAGUCUCCUGUUUCUUCAAUCAUGCUUCUCUAUUUGAAAGCCUGCUUCUGAAAUGCCCUGAAAGUAUCUUUGUGAUAGCUUUGUGAGGGAAGGGGUAUACGGAUGGAAUAUGUCCUUUUAUCCCCUCAGGAUUGUAGUUAUUAGCAGUGAAUAGUGAAGACAUUCUUAAGAAUAUUGAAGGUUUUUAAAUGAAACUUAAGGCUGGGAUUGGUUUCUUUUUACAAUUUUCCCCCUCUGUUGAGUAUGUAUGUGUAUAAUUGUAGCCUGGAUGCUGAUGCGGGUAUCUCACAUUCUCGGUGGCCUCAAGUUUGUGCCAGGCCUCCCUACCCUACCCCCAGGCUGAACUCAUAAAGGAGGGAGGAGGCGGAUUUUAAUUUGAGCUCCAGUAACCUUAGAAGCAACCCAUUUGAAUAGCUUUCUAUCAGAAUAAUUAUGGCUGUUUGCUUCAGCUGAACACUUGUUUCCCAUCCGUGUUGCUGCAUACGCAGUCUAUGCCCCCUGAGGAAUUGGGGGUGUUUAAUGAGCCUGUGUAGGGUAAUGAGCUGCUCACAGGUUCCUCAAACCUGUCCUAGUGGCCAGGCAUGCCUGUAGUUGGCACCAAAGUAAGAGGUUCCGAGCUGGAGGCCACCCUAUGCUAUCUAGGGAGACCCUGUCAGUUUUCAAAUCUCGAUCUUUUACUUGGCUCCAAGUAAUUUAAGGUAGAGCUUCAAAGUCGUCACACAAAGGAACUUAUCUUUUCCAAGUUAAAGGCUUGUUUAGAAGUGCAGAGUGCUUGAUAGAGGAGCUUUUCUUUAGAAAGGCAUUAGUGUAGCUCAAUGGCAAAAUUCUUGCCUAAUAACGCCUAAGGCACAGGGGUGUAAAUGUUCUGGGGAUCGACAUAACUAAGCUCCAG